Chenopodium quinoa (quinoa) is the source of this 1718-nucleotide messenger RNA. Its product is annotated as ATPase ASNA1 homolog. Gene Ontology annotation, molecular function: ATP binding; ATP hydrolysis activity. Gene Ontology annotation, cellular component: GET complex. Gene Ontology annotation, biological process: post-translational protein targeting to endoplasmic reticulum membrane. The transcript has 11 exons. NCBI's taxonomy places the organism in Eukaryota, Viridiplantae, Streptophyta, Magnoliopsida, Caryophyllales, Amaranthaceae. The record is from RefSeq and is a predicted model, not a curated record. Bases 118 to 1341 code for a protein of 407 amino acids.
UCAAACUACGUCAAUACCCACUACACGUCUACUCUCUCUGUCUCUUUCCCUCGUUGCCUGUGUGUGUUGUGGAAUACGAACAACACAAAAAGCUUCUGAACUUCAUCAGCAGCAGAAAUGGCGAGUGCCUUCGUCCGUUCAUUUGCUUCGUCCAUGUCGUUCGUUGCAUUUCCUCAUCAUCCUUCCAAUCGCACUAUACCUCUUCCUCUUCUACGAUUCAACCCUAUCUUCACCUCUAAGCUCCCUUGCCUUCAUCUCCUUGCCCGCAAAACUUCUCACCGAUACUUUUUUCAAGUGAGGUCUGUAGCUGCUCCAGCUGAAGCCUCAUCUGGCUUCGAUGAGAUGGCCUCAGGGACCAAGAGGAAGUAUUACAUGCUUGGAGGUAAGGGAGGUGUUGGAAAAACAAGCUGUGCAGCGUCACUAGCCGUGAAGUUUGCUAACAGUGGGCACCCUACUCUUGUGGUUUCAACUGAUCCAGCUCAUUCUCUAAGUGAUUCUUUUGCGCAGGAUCUGACUGGAGGAACACUGGUGCCCGUUGAAGGGCCGGACUCUCCCCUGUUUGCUCUUGAGAUAAACCCAGAGAAGGCAAGGGAAGAUUUCCGUGGUAUGAGUCAGAAUAAUGGAGGAACUGGAGUCAAAGAUUUCAUGGACAGCAUGGGGCUUGGCAUGCUAGCCGAACAGCUAGGAGAGUUGAAACUUGGGGAGCUUUUGGACACACCACCGCCUGGCUUAGAUGAAGCUCUUGCAAUUUCUAAAGUGAUGCAAUUCCUAGAAUCACAAGAAUAUAGUAUGUUCACACGGAUUAUUUUUGACACUGCUCCAACGGGUCACACAUUGCGACUCUUAUCACUACCAGACUUUUUAGAUGCUUCCAUUGGUAAGAUACUCAAGCUAAGGCAGAAAAUUACAUCCGCUACUUCAGCACUUAAAUCUGUUUUUGGGCAAGAACAGCCACCUCAACAGGAUGCUGCUGGCAAAUUGGAGAAGCUACGUGAAAGAAUGAUUCAAGUGCGAGAGCUAUUUCGGGAUACUGAGUCAACAGAGUUUGUCAUAGUCACUAUUCCAACGGUCAUGGCCAUUAAUGAAUCAGCCAGACUCUCUGCUUCUCUAAAGAAGGAAAAUGUGCCUGUCAAGAGGCUUAUUGUAAAUCAGCUCCUGCCACCUUCUGCAUCGGAUUGCAAAUUCUGUGCAAUGAAGAGGAAGGAUCAGACGCGUGCACUUGAUGUGAUACAAAGUGAUCCUGAACUCGCUCCCUUGACUUUGAUCCAGGCACCACUUGUUGAUGUAGAGAUCAGAGGCGUCCCGGCUCUUAGAUUUUUGGGUGACAUAAUCUGGAAGUAAACUUCCACAUCAUCAAUAGCAUCGCAGGGAAGUGUGCUCAAGGCUCAAGCCUCACAUUCUCUCCAUGAAUUGGAGUGACAUCGUCUGAGGAAGCUCUUUGUAUACUUGCACCAUGAUACUCAUGUCAAGAGUGAUUAAAGGACAUUUGUUUUAGUUAGUGCUUUCCAGGCGCUGCUACCGGAUGUUUUCAAUGUAAAUUAGAAGUUAUAUCCAUAGAACUAUAGAAAUUUCAAGAUUAUUUGGAAUUAAGGUACGGUGGGUAUAUAUUCCUGUGUACUGUAAAAAUUUCUCUAGCAGCAGUGGUAUAUGUGUCGUUUUAUUAUUGUUGGCCCUUGAUCUUAAUUUUUUUAGUUAGUAAAAGAGCCUUUGUAAGUUCA